Gymnodraco acuticeps is the source of this 1664-nucleotide messenger RNA. RefSeq lists its product as uncharacterized. The record is from RefSeq and is a predicted model, not a curated record. NCBI's taxonomy places the organism in Eukaryota, Metazoa, Chordata, Actinopteri, Perciformes, Bathydraconidae. The transcript has 11 exons. Bases 194 to 1549 code for a protein of 451 amino acids.
AGCGUCGGUCAGAGAUUCAGCAAAACGAACACGUGAACUGUGCACCACUUUGGGAGACAACAGUACUGCAGAUUCACCUACAGCCAGUGAUGCUGGGCUUAUAGACCCAGAGCAAGAGGUCGUCUCUCCACUGGUUCCUCAGCCAACAUCUGUGCUUCACUGCGGCUCACAGUCUGUCCAGGUACAGCCCAGGAUGGUCAGUGUGGGGUGUCAGACAGAAUCUCCACUGCCCAGUCCUGCACACAGUGAUGAUGAGGCAUCUUCUGUAACCAUGGACCACCCUGGGGAUAUGCCAUGGAGCCCAGAGGAGGAAAUGAUGAGCGAGUCGUCUGACGAGGAACCAUCAAAAGAGCCCCUGCAGCGAACUAAUGUUGAUCUCAAUGCUGCUGACAAGUUCAUUGUGUGCCAAACCCAGCUGAUGUCCUUGUUCACCAUUUGCCCUUCCUCUUGUGGGGAAACCCAGGGUAAUGUGGAGCAGCAAGAGGGAACAUAUAUAAAGAUACAACAAGUAUGUGCAGCAUGUGGGUAUGAGCGUUUUUGGCAGAACCAGCCAAUGCUGUACAGAAACAUGCCAGCCUGCAACCUGUUACUGAGUGGGGCCAUCCACUUCUCAGGUUGCAUGGCUACCCAGACAAUACGGAUGUUGAAACUGUUAGGGCUUCAGUGCAUCAGUGUCGGCACCUUCUUCCGCCAUCAACGCCUGUACACAAUCCCUACUAUCGUGCAGGCCUGGCAAAAUGAGCAGGCUGGGAUCAUCCGAGAACUGAAGGAGAUGGGGGGUGGGCUAAUCCUCUCUGGUGACUGCAGGUCAGACUCUCCUGGCCAUUGUGCCAAAUAUGGCACCUACUCCUUGAUCGAGGACAGAAUAAACAAGGUUUUGGAUCUUCAACUUGUCCAGAGCUCAGAGGUCCCAAGCAGCACCUGGUGUGAACUAGAGGGUCUGAAACGCAGCAUUGACUUCCUUAAGGAGCAACACAUGCAAGUUUCAGCAAUUAUUACGGACCGAAAUCGCCAGGUUGCCAAGUGGGUGCGGGAGGAGUUGUGUCCAGGAGGAACGAGUCAUUUCUUUGAUAUCUGGCAUAUUGGUCUAGGGAAAGCUUUGGAUGCUGCUGCAAAGGAGAGGGAGUGUGAGGACCUGAAGCUGUGGAGGCCAGCCAUCAUCAAUCACCUGUACUGGACUGCAGCUUCAACUUCUGAUGGAGAUCCAGAUGUGAUGGAAGCCAAGUGGCAAAGUAUGGUGAAUCAUGUUCAGGACAUCCAUGAACACGGCACUCCUGCAUUUCCCUGCUGUGCACAUCCACCUCUGGAGGGAGAAGCAAGGGACAAGGAGUGUCUGGAACCAGGAACAACUUCAGCCAUUAAACUGGAGAGGGUGACUUUGAGAACAGCAUUGGUGAAGGAUGUCCGGAAGUUGUCUCCACAGCAUCAGACCUAUUCCCUGGAGGCAUUUCACUCCCUCAUCCUCCACUUUGCACCAAAGCACACUGGGUUCUCCUUCCUUGGGAUGUACAGCAGCAUACGCUGCAGCCCUGAUGGAGUCUCUGAGUGAGGGCUACUCCAGGUCACCAGAGACUCUACGAGAGAGCAGUGCAGUCUUGUCCUCCACUGCCCCUGCCCCCCUUUCCACUUCCUGCCAGGAGAUCGCCAAGGAUGAGGCAGUUGGC